Messenger RNA from Mytilus trossulus (common blue mussel), 1946 nucleotides. RefSeq lists its product as uncharacterized. Gene Ontology annotation, molecular function: zinc ion binding. The record is from RefSeq and is a predicted model, not a curated record. The transcript is spliced from 2 exons. NCBI's taxonomy places the organism in Eukaryota, Metazoa, Mollusca, Bivalvia, Mytilida, Mytilidae. Bases 260 to 1366 code for a protein of 368 amino acids.
GUAAAAUCUUAUUGCUAAAAUAGAGAGGACAAAUCCGAUACUCUACGGGAUUGAAGGACAUUUACUAGGUUUGGAUUGUCCUAACCAAUCAAUAAACUUUGAUUAUUCACGUCUCGUAAUAUCUUCCAAUCAGGUAGCAAGAAAAAUUCACGCACUAACUGUCCAUCGUUCAAUUCUUAAUCUCGACUCCUAGGAGUCGAUAAUUAAGUUGAAAUGAGGACAAGGUUACUUCGGGUAACAGGAAUUGGUUUGAAACGGAAUGACUUCAUCCUUAAGGAUAGCACAGUCGCCAUUGUCUUGUCAGCUUUGUGACAAUCCUAACGUCAUAAAAUGGAAAUGUAAGGAUUGCGAAUUGUUAAUGUGUGACAACUGUAAAGAACGUAUCCAUCCAAGAUUUAAAUUGUCCGAAACACAUACUAUAAUUUCCAUAAAAGAUAUUGGAAAGAAGGAAAGUGAUAUGUCUACUCAGGUUGGAUCGUUACAAAUUUCACAACCAGUGAUAUCGUCACUACUAUCUACAUAUACGUCAGAUUUUCCUGCCUUCAGUAAAAUCCAAUAUUCUGACAAUGACACAAUUUACUGCUCGUACCAUGUAGAUCAAGACGUACACAAGUUUUUUGUUAUUCGGUUAUUGAAAGAAUCAAUAAAAGAAGUACAAAAACUAGAUAUACAAUGUACAGAUUUUGCUCUCGGCAGUAAAGAUGAUAUUUAUUACGGACAAUUCCGUGGUUCUGAGGUGAAAGUUUUAUCAAAUGACGGUAUAACAAAUACAAUUAUUAGCACUUCACCAAUGCUAAUAUUGUGCAUACAUAUCAAUAAUGACAACGAGAUAAUCCUAGGUCUACGAGAACAAGGGUCUACAUUUCCAGUCAAAGAAUGCUCUAACAGACAUAUUGCUGUAUUCGGUGAAAACAACAAACGAAAACUAAUGAUUGAAUACGAUCAGAAGGGUAAAAAAUUGUUCAGUUAUAUCUGGAGAAUAUCCACUGAUUCAGAUAAUAAUAUCUAUGCAAUUGAUCUAUUUGAAAAUUUAGAUGGACGUUUAAUCGCGUUAGAAAGAUCUGGUUGUGUAAAAUUCAUAUACAAAGGUCAAAGCAGUAUCAAUAUAACACACAGAUCAUUCAAUCCAAUGGGUGUUGCUAUCACAAAGACAAAUGUCAUAAUAGUCUCUGACGAAAAUAACCAUUCUCUACAUGCACUCAACACAAAAGGAGAACUUAUUGGAUUACAAACAGUUAUUAAUCUUGGAAUUCAACUUCCGGUGAGUCUAUGUUUGAAUAAUGAAGGAUUGUUAUUGGUUGGAUGUUACGCCAGCGACAGCGGAGCAAGAAAUGCCAAAAUCCAUGUCACUAAAAUAGCAUUAUGAUUUAUUUCUUUAAAAGAUGACAUAUAAUGAAUUUUCUGUAUAGUUUUUAUUUUGUAUUAUUUGUGCAUUACGAGUGUCCAGGUUGUAGCUACAAUGGUGCGAUGUGUGUCUUAUUUGCAUAUUCAAAAUUGUUAUGAUGCAUUUUUCGUAACUAUGUAUAAAUAAGAAUUGAAUUUUGCUUUAAGGUUCCAUUUGUCGGACCACAAACAUGACAAAUAUAAUUUUUUUGAUUUAAAUAUUUUUUUUAAACUGAACUUUUGCAGGUCUUUGAUGGUGAUGUUUAUUUUUCUCAUGGAUUCCUAUUUCAGACCGAAGAUUUACUUAUUUGUGUCUGGAAUUCGUCUUGCAUUUACAUCUAUGUAGGAGCAUUCCGUUUUAAGUCAUAUUGGUUUAAUGAAGAUUCUUCAUGCAGAUUUGCACAUGUUUUCCAAUUUGUUUUAACGUAAGAUGUCAAAUUUUAGAAAAGAAAACAUCAUAUUGGUUAUACAGCUCGUAUUGUUCCCUUUUAAUUUGCUGCAAAUAUUUUAUUAUAACACUUCCAUCUAUUAUCAUGUUAAAAAGAAAGGAGUUUUCAAAUAUG